Molecule: messenger RNA, 2640 nt
Organism: Aquila chrysaetos chrysaetos
Lineage: Eukaryota; Metazoa; Chordata; Aves; Accipitriformes; Accipitridae
Product: killer cell lectin-like receptor subfamily B member 1A
Exons: 5
Coding region: 771-1478 (235 amino acids)
Source: RefSeq, a predicted model, not a curated record
CCCCAGUUCUUCUUCCUGCGGAGAGGAAGACUCCGACCCCAUGGACUCCCCCAGUGCCCCUCACCUGGGCGUCAGGGCUGCUGUCCCCAGCAGCUUUGGGGCUGCGUAGCUGUGGCCGUGGCAGGAAGCUCAGGCCCCGUUGACAGCUCGCACGUCGAUGGCACAACCCCGAGCGGCCAUCGGGGCUUUGGUUUCCUGUCCCCUCCUCCGUGUCCCCAGCCCCGAGCCCUCCCGGCUCUUCCACGCCAUGGAGGACGAGGACGGCUACAUGGUCUUAGACCGACGGGGCAAGUGGGGUGCUGCGGGGAGCCCGGCUCACCUCCCGGGUGCAGGUAUUGGGGGUCGUGUCUGCUGGGGGUGUGUGUCCCCCGAAUUUGUGGAGGGGAGAGGAAAUACGGGUGAUGCUGACCAGUGCGACUUGAGAACGGGGAGAAGCGGGGUGACGCUGCCCAUCGGGUCCCCAAGAGCUGCUCAAGCUGGGAAACGGAGGCACGGGUUGGGAGAGGAGGGUCGGGGGGGCUUUUCUCGAGGCUGUAGCUCAUCAGACACCCUGGGCUGGUGCCGUCCUGCCUCCACCGAGCUGGGCCUCUCAGCUGUGACCCCAAAAGAGGGAGCAGAGGGAUUUGGGGGACGCCCCACUCCUGCUGCUGGUCCCUUCCUGGGGUCGCACCUUUGUGCAGGGGAGUCUGCAGGGGCUUGGGGGUCUCGCCAGGGUGCUUUGCCCCAGGACACCCUGCUUUGGGCUCUCUGGGACUGGGGGGGGGUGACAGAUGCUCUCGAGGCCCCCCACUUUUUUCCUAGCCCUUCCCCUGACCGCAGGAUCUGGGCUGCAAGACCCCCAGGGGGGUUUUGCCCCACGGUGGGCGAGUGUCCUCGCAGGAGCCCCCCACCAUCCCCGCUGCCUCCUCGGGGCCCUGGUGGCCUCCCUGGUGCUGUCCCUCGUGCUGUGCAUGUCUUGGCUGGUGGCGGAGACGGGACGGCACGAGGGGUCCGCGGGGUGCGGGAACGCGUCGCGGGGAUGCCAGUGUGCCGGCUUGGGCUGCAUCUCCCUGGAGCUGAGGAAGAGCUUGUGUCCCCUGCGAGAGGGUGAGGGGUGCAAGCUCUGCUCCACGGGCUGGAUGCUGCACGGGAGCAAGUGCUAUUGGGUGGCCGAGAGGAUCAAGCCUUGGAGCGCGAGCCGGGAGGACUGCGUGAAGCGGGGUGCCGAGCUGCUGAUGCCACAGGACCAGGAUGAGCUGGGUUUCGUAAAGGAAAUUGUGCAGAAACCCACCAGCUACUUCUGGAUCGGCCUCUCCAUCCCCCCCGGCGGGAAGGGCUGGACCUGGCUGAACGGCUCCCGCCUGGACCAGAGCCGGUUCCAGCUGAGCCCCUGGGACGAAGGCAGAAGCUGCGGGGUGGUCAGGGAGGACAGGAUCAGCUCCGACAGCUGCAGCGCGGGGUUGCAGUGGAUCUGCCGGAAAGAAGCCACACAGCUCUGAGCCGGGGACCCCGAGCUGGGCUGUGGCCGGGAGGGACGGGCCAGGAUCAGGCCCUCAGGGGGGGAACACGGGAGGCAGCGCUGGCGUUGUUGUGCGCAGGUGAAUAAUGACGCUAGCUGGGCUCCCUGUGGUGUUUUCAAGCAGGUUUGCUGACAGGCAGGGCUGGAGGGAGCGUCCUCCUGUAUCGGACCCAUCUGCGUGUGCGUGCACGCCUUCGUGCAUGUGCGUGCACGCCCUCGUGCACGCUGUACCUGUCCCUUUCUGCCCGGCAGCACUUGCCCCUGGACCUGCCUCACCCUUCCACGGCUCCGGGGUACACAGGGCCCCAUCCUGAUACAAGAUGCUUUACAUCUUCUGUUGCGAGAGGAACAGAGUGGCCUUGUUAUCCUGAGUAGUGGUGGAUAAGAAAACCUGUAUGUUGCAAAAUGCGUAAGAUAGCAGAGGAAAUUGCUUUUGGUCGACCUUGGAAUUCCCUGGGAAGAUGAGAACCAUAGGCCUUUUUAGAUAAUUCAGCUUAAAAGCGUCCAUGUGGCUUGUGUUAAAAGAAUAAAAAUCAGGAAAAGUGUUAGAGUUACUAAGGAACAUUCUUUAGGAUAACUUGUAUGAAAACUUGUAAAGUGUCCCACUGCACAAAAUCACCACAAGAGGGUGAACUAGCAGACAGUGAGGAAGACUAUCGAAGACCACCAGAGGGCCCCUGAAGACCACCAAAGAUCUCGAGUGCGCCUGCGCCAAGGACAUUUACAUAUAUCAAUGAAUGCCGGUAUUUAGAUGACUAUGUUGAUUAUUUCCAGGAAUAAUCAUGAAUAUGUAUGUCCAUUUUGUAUCUAAUCUCAACUGUUGAAAGAAUUGGCGUACACGAUAGGUGGAGCGAUCCCCCGCGCACCCAGCGCUGCAAUAAAGAACGCCUGCUUUCUUAAACUCCAACAUUGAGUCUCAGAGAGUUUCUGAAGUGCUGACUUACGGUAACCAUCCAACCCCCUGGGGAGCUGCCUGUGGGCUUUCUGCCUGUGCCAGCGUCCCCUCGAUCUUCCUCCCGGACCAUCCCCGUCCUCCGGUCGUGCUUUCACCCCAGGCACACCAGAACUCACCCAAGAAGUGGCUCAUGCCGGGAAGGGACUGAGGGGCAGCAGAGGAGACGGAUGCGGAUGCUCAUGGCCCG